AGCUCAUCGGCCGAUCGAAACUUCCGCGCUCGGUUGAUCGCACGCGGUAGAUGGACGCUGCAGACGACGUCGCCGUGAUGCCCGGUUUCCUUGAACUCGACUUCAACCUCGACGACUUCGACUUCGACUUCGACCUGGCCGCCGACGAGUUCUGCGACGCCUACUCCGCCAAAGCCGACAAGAGCGGCGGCGGCGGCGUGGCCCCUGAUGGUGGUUGGCUCGCGGGGUUGCGUGGCGACGGAGGGAGCAGGAGGGAAGGCUCGCCGGACUCCGGCGUGACGGACGGGCCCUUGGCGGCGGAGGGGGACGGGGCCAUAUCGGCGUACGUGAGCGAGCUGGAGCGGUUCCUCAUGGAGGACGACGACGACGAAGUGGGCGAGGUGACGUGCCCAGACGGCGAACGGGUGGAGGAGCUUGGCGCCGACGACUACUUCGGUCAUCUGCUUGCUGGCGACGUCGUCGUCGAUGGCGUCGCGGCGUCGGCUGGUGCUGACCAGAAUGCAGAGGAGGAGAAUGUCGUUCUUGCUGCGCGAGAGGACGAACCGACCUCGAUGAAGCGCGCAAGUGAUACGCUUAGGCACAAGAUCAAGAGCACAGUCAUGAUGCAAUGGGCAUGGGAAGAGCUUGAGGUGAGGAGGAGACAUCUCGCUUCAAUCCAAGUGCCGGCGCCUUGGCUACCAGCUGCUGUCCGGUGCAUGUAGCCCGUGGUUCUUACCUGUUGAUCUUAUGGUACUCUCCGCUCUCGGAUGGACUAUGAUCUCAUCGGCCAUGAUCGCGUACCUGGCCUGAUUGGAACCAGGGGUCAAGAUUUGGGAAGGUACAAAACAUCACAAAAGUUAGAAAUGAAUUGGGAUCUGCUCUUACGAUUUUCCCCUCCCUUUCAGUGGAUAUUUGAUCUGCCACCGGGUAGGCUCAACUGCCCAAGCAUUUCGGGCUGAGCUAAGAGUAUCACCAAACAAGCUGGGUUGUUCAGCUCAGGUGUGACAAUGAGGACUUCAAGGAAAAUUUGGUGUUCCUCAGUUUCCUUAUCCGUGUACCUCCUUGCGUGCUACAUCCGAGUAGAACACAUUCUUUUCAAGCAGCAUGUCUCGUAUUUUCAGUGUUCUUGGGUGGACCUAUAUGCGUACUGCUUUCUCAGACCAGAUCCAUACAAUUCCGGAAUCGUUUGCUACGAACAUGUUUAGUGGCAUUGUUCUUUUAGCUGAAAGUCGCUGAUCGAGAGUUGGGACGAGCGAAGCAAUCUUACCGUGCGGUGCCAAUGCCUCCUGUGAACUUGUGAAAGAUCGUAUUUAUCCGAUGAAUCAACACUUCUCUGGCUUCUCUUUUCUUGUAACAUGAGUUUGUGCGAUCGAGGACCAUUUGCCUCUGCCGGUCCAGUAUCAAGUACUCACAACAGCACCCAGCUUUUGGACGAAACCAACAACGGCCCAAUGUGGAAACAUUACGCUAGUAGAUGUGCAUUCGGAAACACCGCAGCGUCCUAUUAACUUCCCACCUCGGCACGACACCGCCGUC
Phragmites australis (common reed) is the source of this 1515-nucleotide messenger RNA. RefSeq lists its product as uncharacterized. The transcript has 2 exons. Lineage: Eukaryota; Viridiplantae; Streptophyta; Magnoliopsida; Poales; Poaceae. The record is from RefSeq and is a predicted model, not a curated record. The coding region runs from base 51 to 701 and encodes 216 amino acids.